AUGGAGAAACAUCCGUAUUAAAAAAAUCAAUGUGGUUUGAAGAUAGUGGUUUCACGUGUUUCAAUUUUUCGAAUAUUGUGUUAAUGUUGAAGGAAACGUGAUCCAAAUGUCAAGUAAUGUAAAUUGUAAUGAUUGUAAGAGGACAGGUUAGAAUUUAGGGUUGUUUUUGUAUUACUGUUUUCAGUACCGCAGGUUCGAGAAACUAAAACUGAACUGAGGUUCAUUUUCAACGAUUACCAUACGACCGUACUUCGCGAUUGUGUUGUUAUUUAAUUAUUUUACCGAAGUCCACGACUUUGCUCAAGGCAUCUUCUCAUACAUUUUCCUUUUGUCAGAACACUAGCGUUUAUUUUACUACAAGAAUUAUUUAGUUUUAAAAACGAAGAAAUUUUACAAGUUGAACGCCUCAACAAGAUGAGAUGUUAUUAUGAAGUACUGGGAGUAUCGCGUGAUGUAUCCUCUGAAGAUCUUAAGAAGGCAUAUCGAUUACUAGCUCUUCAGUGGCACCCAGAUAAAAAUUUGCACAGACUUCAAGAGGCAACGCAACAAUUUCAGCUGAUUCAACAAGCCUACGAAGUUUUAAUUGAUCCACAAGAAAGGGCCUGGUAUGAUCGUCAUAGAGAAGCCAUUCUGAAGGGUGGACUCGGAGAGUACAAGGACGACAGUGUGGACAUAUUUUUAUAUUUCAAUGCAUCCUGUUAUAUGGGUUAUGGUGAUGAUGAAAAGGGGUUCUACACUGUCUAUCGGGACCUGUUUGACAGAAUUGCUGCUACAGAAAAAAUGUUUAUGGAAGACGCUGAGAUACCAAGUUUUGGGGACUCUGAAAGUUCGUAUGAAGAAGUGGUGCAUCUGUUCUAUGCUUACUGGCAGAGUUUCUGCACAGCAAAGUCUUUCAUGUGGCUUGACAAAUAUGACAUCAGAGAAGCUCCAAACAGAAGGGUUUUACGGCUCAUGGAGAAAGAAAACAAAAAGAUACGAGAUCAAGCUAAAAAGCGACUAAACGAAGAAAUUAGGCAACUUGUAGCCUUUGUGAGAAAACGAGACAGAAGGGUACAAGCAUAUAGGAAAAAGUUAGAACAGAAGGCUGCAGAAAAUGUAAAAAAAUCUGAAGAACAAAGAAGGAAGCAAAUCCUUGAACGUCAAAGAGACCUAGCCAACUUUCAGGAAAGUGAGUGGUCUUCGAUGUCUAUGUUAGAAAGAGAACUAAAGGAGAUGGAAGCACACUUAGACCAACAGUUUGGACAAACUGAGGACUCUGGUGAAGAUCAGGAGGGGAGUGAUGAGAGUGAAGUUGAAGAAGGACUCUUUUGUGUCGCCUGUGACAAAGCUUUCAAGUCAGACAAAGCUUUAAGGAACCACGAAAAGUCCAAAAAGCACAGAGAAAACGUUUUACUUCUGAAGACGGCAAUGGAAGAAGAAGAUAGAGAACUAGAGCAGUUAUCAAAUAAGGACUUUGUUUCAGAUGAUGAAGAUGAGAUUGAAGUAACGGAAAUUACUACAAGCACCAGUAAAAAGAAGAAGAAAAAGCAGAAAAGAGCGACAGCUGAAAACCAGGAUGAUGAAGAUAUUAAGGAGGACGUUGAUGAAAUUCCAACAGAGCAUUUGAAUUUGGAAACAGAGUUCCAAGGUGAGCCAUCAAAAGAUACUGAAACAAGCAUUGCAGAAGAUUUUUAUCAUCAACUAUCAUCAGAUAAUAAUCUCAAAGAUAUUCAGAUGAAUAUUACAGAUCUGGAAUGUCAAGCAACGACAGAUAAUAAACUGGAAGAAACUACAAGCGGAAACAAACACCUUACAAGCAAAACGAAGAAAAAGAAGAAAGUUGAGGUUAAAACAGCAACAUCAGAAUCUACGUCUAAACAAAGUUCCACAAAGUGCAGCACGUGUGGGUCAGACUUUUCCUCUCGUAACAAGCUGUUUAACCACCUAAAAGAAACUCGUCAUGCGUCAUACAUUUCUCUAGAUACAGCAGAAUCCACCAAAGGUAGAAAGGGAAAAAAGCAGAGCAAAAGAUGACUCUGGAAUAGUCUAGCAUUUGGACAUAUUGUUAGUAAGAAUGUAAUAAACAAUUAUAUUAUUUUCUACAGUUGCAUAACUCAAGUAAUUUUGACAAGAGUGAAGUAAAACCAUCAGAAUAGCCCACAAGAUGCUGGGAUGUUUUGUGAUAUUUACACUAUGUACUACUUCCUCAGCACCUAGUUAGAAACAAUGUUAGAACUUUUCUCUAUUAUUCUGUGCUUCCAGUCAGAUAUUAAGUUGUCUCUUAUUCAUUGCCUUUUAAUAAGUGAAGAUAUCACACAGUAAAAUAAAGAGAGA
This is a messenger RNA of Limulus polyphemus (Atlantic horseshoe crab), 2313 nucleotides long. RefSeq names its product dnaJ homolog subfamily C member 21-like. The transcript has 15 exons. The coding region runs from base 415 to 2013 and encodes 532 amino acids. The record is from RefSeq and is a predicted model, not a curated record. Gene Ontology annotation, molecular function: zinc ion binding; nucleic acid binding. Gene Ontology annotation, cellular component: cytoplasm. Lineage: Eukaryota; Metazoa; Arthropoda; Merostomata; Xiphosura; Limulidae.